This is a messenger RNA of Pneumocystis murina B123, 3138 nucleotides long. Its product is annotated as ATP-dependent protease La. NCBI's taxonomy places the organism in Eukaryota, Fungi, Ascomycota, Pneumocystomycetes, Pneumocystales, Pneumocystaceae. The transcript has 9 exons. Gene Ontology annotation, molecular function: ATP hydrolysis activity; single-stranded DNA binding; serine-type endopeptidase activity. The record is from RefSeq and is a predicted model, not a curated record. The coding region runs from base 1 to 3138 and encodes 1045 amino acids. Gene Ontology annotation, biological process: chaperone-mediated protein complex assembly; mitochondrion organization; protein quality control for misfolded or incompletely synthesized proteins. Gene Ontology annotation, cellular component: mitochondrial matrix.
AUGAUCUUUUCAGUAUCUUUGUUAUUAGGUCAAAAAUAUUAUAGUAAAAAUUUAAAAAUGAAUCAUAUAUAUUCGAGAAAAGGUACAUUUUUAUAUCCGACUAUAUAUCGUACUUGCUUGUUAUCGUCAUAUCAUGGAUUUUUGUAUCAAAUUUCUAGUUUUUUGAAAGAUUUAGGACAUAAGAAACUUUAUAUGGAUGAAAAAUUUCAAGAAAAAAAAAAGAAUAUCAUAUUUAAAAAAUAUUCACUAGAAGGCCCAAACUUUUUCAAAGAGUGUUUAAUAGGUUUUCCCCUUUAUGGGAAUAGAAGAUUUUCAACAUCUAGUUUUAUUUUUAGAUCGAGUGGAAGUGGUGGGAAUCAUGGAAAGGGAAAGUUUAAUGGCAAAAAUCAAGAACAUGGUCUCCAAAAACCUGUUGUACCGGAGGUCUAUCCUCGAAUGAUGGCACUCCCUAUUCUCCGGAGACCUUUAUUUCCAGGCUUCUAUAAGGCAAUUGUAAUAAAGAAUCCUUCAGUCAUUGAGGCUAUUAAGGAGAUGAUUAGAAGAAGUCAACCUUAUAUUGGAGCAUUUCUUCUUAAAGAAGAUGUAGAUACGGAUACUAUUACUAAUAUUAAUCAGGUAUAUAGUGUAGGUGUUUUUUCUCAAAUUACAAGUGUAUUUCCUGCAAAUAAUGUAGGAGAUGAAAAUGCUCUUACUGUAGUAUUAUAUCCACAUAGACGAAUCAAAAUUGUUGAUUUAAUAAAACCUCAAACCAACAUUAAUGGUGUAAAGAAUUCUGAAAAUAUAUCAACGGAUAAUAAUAAUGAUCAUCCUGGAUAUGAGGAUUCUAGUUCUCAGACAUAUGUGGCUGAUCAAAAUGUAGAAGAUGGUUUUGUCAAAGGCCCAGUUAAUGAUUCUUCUGUAAAUGAUGACAGUCACUAUGCUACAUCUUUUUUGAAUGCUUAUGAUGUAUCAUUAGUUAAUGUAGAAAAUUUAAUUGACGAAAGUUUUGAUCCAAAAAAUAAUAUUAUUAGAGCAGUUACAUCUGAAAUAGUCAGUGUUUUUAAAGAUAUAGCGACAUUUAAUCCAUUAUUUCGAGAUCAAAUUGCAAAUUUUUCCAUGUUUCAGUCUACAGGAAAUGUAUUUGAAGAGCCUGCAAAGCUUGCUGAUUUUGCAGCUGCUGUAUCUGCUGGUGAAAUAUCAGAAUUACAAGAUAUUUUAGAAACUUUAUCUAUAGAAGCUAGAUUACAGAAAUCGCUUUUGGUUUUGAAAAAAGAACUUAUGAAUGCUCAACUUCAGAGUAAAAUUAGUAAAGAUGUCGAAUCAAAAAUUCAGAAAAGACAGAGAGAGUAUUAUUUAAUUGAGCAAAUGAAGGGCAUAAAAAGGGAAUUAGGUCUAGAGACUGAUGGAAAAGAUAAAUUAGUUGAAAAAUUUAAAGAUAAAGUAUCCAAACUUUCCAUGCCGGAAAAUGUAAAAAAAACAUUUGAUGAAGAGUUAAAUAAGCUUAUUUAUUUAGAGCCAUCUGCUUCUGAGUUUAAUGUAACGCGGAAUUAUUUGGAUUGGUUGACUCAGAUACCAUGGGGGCAACGAUCUAUAGAAAAUUAUGAUAUUAAUUAUGCUAUAAAGGUUUUAGAUGAGGACCAUUAUGGAUUAAAGGAUAUAAAAGAUUGGAUUUUAGAAUUUAUAGCUGUUGGGAAGCUGAGAGGUACUGUUGAGGGCAAGAUCCUUUGUUUUGUUGGGCCUCCUGGUGUUGGUAAAACUUCUAUUGGUAAAUCUAUUGCAAGGGCAUUGAAUCGCCAAUUUUAUCGUUUUAGUGUUGGAGGUCUUACUGAUAUUGCUGAAAUAAAAGGUCACAGAAGGACAUAUGUUGGCGCAAUGCCUGGAAAAAUUAUCCAAAGUUUAAAAAAGGUUCAAACAGAAAAUCCAUUAAUACUUAUUGAUGAGGUCGACAAAAUUGGUCGUGGGCAUCAAGGAGAUCCAUCAAGUGCUUUGCUUGAGCUUUUGGAUCCUGAACAAAAUUCUUCUUUUCUUGAUCAUUAUCUUGAUCUUCCUGUUGAUCUUUCUAAGGUUUUGUUUGUUUGUACAGCAAAUAUUACAGAUCAUAUUCCGGUACCACUUCUGGAUAGAAUGGAAAUUAUACAUAUAUCAGGCUAUGUAGCUGAUGAAAAAAUGGCAAUUGCAAAAAAUUAUCUUGUUCCUGAAGCCAAAGAGCUUGCUGGCUUAAAAGACAUCGAUGUUAAUCUGACUAAUGAUGCAAUUGAACUUCUUAUUAAGUAUUAUUGCCGUGAAAGUGGCGUUCGAAGCUUAAAAAAAUAUAUAAAUAAGGUAUAUCGUAAAUCUACUUUGAAUAUUGUUAAAACUCUUGGAAAUACAUUUGAAGAAGAAUCAUUAAUUGAUGAAAAAAAAGAUCAUGUAAAUGAACAGAAUAACCUUGCGGCGCAUUCUUCAAAGUCUGCAGAAAAAGUCCGGAAGCCUUUAAAAGUUCCUGACACUAUUUCUAUAACAAUAGAUUCUUCAAAUUUGAAGGAUUAUGUUGGUCCACCUAUUUUUACUACUGAUAGGCUUUAUGAAAAAACUCCUCCAGGUGUUGUUAUGGGUUUGGCAUGGACAAGUCAAGGCGGUGCUGUUUUAUACGUGGAAUCUAUUUUAGAAAAUGCAUUAUCCUCAAAAUCCAAACCAGGUUUUACUUGCACUGGUCAAUUAGGUAAUGUUAUGAAAGAAUCUUCAACUAUAGCAUAUUCUUAUUCAAAAAAAUAUAUUUCUCAAAAUUAUCCUGAUAAUAAAUUUUUUGAAAAGGCUCGAAUUCAUCUUCAUUGCCCAGAAGGUGCUGUUCCAAAAGAUGGCCCUUCUGCUGGGAUUACAAUGACGACUUCAAUAUUAUCAUUGGCUUUAAAUUAUUCAAUACCGUCAACUAUAGCAAUGACAGGAGAAAUUACUUUGACUGGAAAAAUAUUGAAAAUUGGAGGUCUCAAAGAGAAAAUAAUUGCUGCUAAAAGAUCUGGUGUAAAUACUAUUAUUUAUCCAGAUGCUAAUCAAGCCGAUUGGGAUAUAAUUCCUGAUAAUAUUAAAGAAGGUUUAAUAGCUUUACCUGUUAAUUGGUAUUCAGAUGUUUUUGAUAUAAUUUUUAAAAAUAUGGAUAAGUCUAAAAUUUCCACAUUAUGA